AUGAAGAGACAAAGAUCACAGUCAUGGGAACCUUAAAGUUUUGAAAAUAGCGAAUUAAUACGUUAGCAAUCAGAAAGACCAAUAAAUGUUGAAAAUGUAUGAAAAAAUGAGAUAUAGAGCAUUUUUUCUAUGAUUGUGAAUCAUAAUGUUAUAAAGGAUAUUUCAAUUGUUGAUACAUACAAAGAGAUUGAUAACAUAUCGAUGCACAAAAAACAUUUUGUUAAUUACGUAAUAAAAAUUAAGACAGAUUACUUUGAUUAUACAAUAGCUAAAAGAUAUUCAGAAUUUGAAAAACUUUAUGAUUAGGUAAAUUUAAUGAAUGUUAAUUUAGAUUUCCAAUAUUUUACAUAAAUUGCCUAAAUUUCCAGAAAAGAAACUCAUAAAAUCUAACUCUAAAAAAAAUAUUGCUGAAAGAAGAGAAAUGUUAGAGUGUAAUUAUAUAAUCAAAUCAUAUACUAGAGUUACUGAAAUAUAUUUUAAGAAAUCUUAAUAAUUAAAUGCAUUACUUUUUAUACUUUUUAAAUAUAUAAUGUGAGCUAUAUUUAUUUAUGUAGAACAAUUUUUAAAAGGAGGUUUUGGUUAAAAUGUUAGACUUCAUGAAAUGAGUAAAGAUGAAUUUGGAUUAAGUGAUUUGAAAGAAGAAACUAAAUUAGUAGCAUCUAAUGAAUAAGAAAAAAUGGUUUUUCAUUAUAUAGCAAAAUUAAAUGAAAGAAAUGAUGAAAGAAGCAAAAUAUUUUAGUAUUUUUAUUUUCAUAAAAUAGAAAAAUGGAAAAAUAUUUUUUUGGAAAAACAUAACAUUUAGGAUCAUAAGUCUUAAAAUUUAUGUUAGUUGGUGAUGAUUAAAGAUAAAAAGGAAUUAUUGAAUUAUUAAAAAACACUUCUAAAGAUUUUUAAUCACAUAUAUCUUGUAUAAGUGGAAUGUAAUUCUUAAGGAAAAUGCUUGAAUAUGAUUUUAAUCCUUGUAAUCAAAAUAUAUUUAUGUAUUUAGAUGCUGAUUUCUUUUUAAAAGUUUUUGCUGAAGUAAGUAUCAAAUAACUUAAGAAAAUGGGUAUAUCAUUUCAUGUAUGUGGAACUAAUAAAUAACUAUGCAAAUAAGAUACCUUACUCUUAAUUUAUAAAUAUGUUAAAGUUAAUGAUCUAAAACCAGAAUUCAUAUCCUUUUUAGUAUUAUUAAUAUGAGUAAUUUAGUUAGAAGAUUAAGAAACCUUAACUGAAUUCUAAUAAUUUAAAGAGGCUUAUUAAUAAAAAAAGGAAGAAGCCUUUUAAUUCAUAGCAGAUAGUGCAGAGAAUUUGCAAAAAGAAACUGCUCCUAUUAAAUCAAAUUCAAAGGAAAAACUCAGUAUUCUAGAUUAAGAGCCUUCAAUAGAGUAGUUGAAAGAGAUUGAAUGUAAUCAAAGUAUUAUAUGGAAAUAAGUGCAAGGUAAUAAUUGACUAAAUAUUAGAAUAUGAUAAUCAUCUAAUCUAACACAUUUAAGGAUAAAUUGUUAAAACUGUACAUCCCCUUAAAUGUAGUCUAAAUAGAGCAAUUGAAUUAUUAACUUCAUAAAAACAUAAGUGGGUUAAAACAAUGGUUGUUAGAUAAAUUGUUAAAUAAAUAGAAGAUAAUAAAUAAAUAGUUGCAGAAACCUAUUUAUGGCAAGAUAAACAACUCUUUAAGAAAGUAGUCUUUUUUUCUGAAGAAACCUUAAUAAUUAAUGUAUACUAUUAUUUUUAUUAUUUAAGGAUGAUAAUUUUGAAAUUUAAAUGAAACCAGUUUUUGAUUGUUAAACUUAUGAAUAAUUUCAAAAAUGUGAUGAAACAAGUAUAAAAUAUUAAAUAAUAAAGGUUAAAAAUUAUAAGUGACUUAUGGAAUAUACAAGAAUGGUAUCACUACCGUAACAAUAAUAUAAAAUUUAUUUGAUAAAGUAUAAUAACUUCAAUAUACUCCUGUGCUUUUAAAAGAAGUAGAUUACUUUGAAAAAACAGUUCAAUAGCUAAAACUUUUAUAAACUGAGUGA
Paramecium pentaurelia is the source of this 1997-nucleotide messenger RNA. NCBI's taxonomy places the organism in Eukaryota, Ciliophora, Oligohymenophorea, Peniculida, Parameciidae. The record is from the annotation of a GenBank genome assembly.